Microtus ochrogaster (prairie vole) is the source of this 3173-nucleotide messenger RNA. RefSeq names its product endonuclease V (gene Endov). Gene Ontology annotation, biological process: DNA repair. Lineage: Eukaryota; Metazoa; Chordata; Mammalia; Rodentia; Cricetidae. Gene Ontology annotation, molecular function: RNA endonuclease activity producing 5'-phosphomonoesters, hydrolytic mechanism; single-stranded RNA binding. The record is from RefSeq and is a predicted model, not a curated record. Gene Ontology annotation, cellular component: cytoplasm; nucleolus.
GAGCUCCCGGGCCUGCGCUUCCCUGGUGGUGCUGAGCUACCCAGAGCUCGAGGUGGUAUAUGAGGACAGCCGCAUGGUUCGCCUGAAGGCCCCCUAUGUGUCAGGCUUCCUGGCUUUCCGAGAGGUACCCUUCCUGGUGGAGUUGGUACAGCGGCUGCAGGAGAAGGAACCAGACUUCAUGCCCCAGGUCCUUCUUGUGGAUGGAAACGGGGUACUUCACCAACGAGGCUUUGGAGUGGCCUGCCACCUUGGUGUCCUUACAGAUCUGCCCUGCAUUGGGGUAGCAAAGAAGCUCCUGCAGGUGGACGGGCUAGAGAACAAUUCCCUGCACAAGGAGAAGAUUGUACUCCUUCAGGCUGGGGGAGACACGUUUCCUCUGAUGGGCAAUUCUGGUACUGUCCUGGGAAUGGACAUCCUCAGAAUCUCCGCCCUGAGACUGGUCCUGCUCCACAGGAAUGCACCCCAGCCAUGCUUGACCUCCCUCCACCCACAGGCGCUGAAGAGCCAUGACCGCAGCACCAAGCCCCUCUAUGUCUCUGUGGGCCACAGAAUAAGCCUGGAGGUCGCUGUGCGUCUGACCCACCACUGCUGUAGGUUCCGGAUCCCAGAGCCCAUACGCCAGGCUGACAUCCGCUCCCGAGAGUGCAUCCGAAGGACUCUAGGACACCCUGGGUCUCAAGCACAAAGGCAGGAGAGGAGCCAGAAGGAGCAGGGGCCAAAGGCAUGCCCCAAAGGUAGCCCAGGAUCACCUGCCGACCAAGGCAGGCCCUCCAAGGACUGUGACAGAGGCCCCAGCAUGGACCCCAAAGAUCCCCAGCCAGGCUUCCAGGAGCAGCUGAAAGCUCAGCAGUCAGAAGGAACUGGGCAUCAUGAAGACUCAGACCUCUGGCCUCCUCCAGCGUGGUUACAGUCGCCACCCUGAGAAGAUGAUCUCUAGGAGCUGUGGGAACCUCACCCACAGCCACAGGUCGAGCACCAGGCCCCCCUGCCAGAGGCAACAGCAGCCGAAUCCCCAAAGGACGCAGCAGGCAUAGUCUGCCUUGGGCCAUGGCUGCCCAGCCGCCUCCAUCACUAGCUGGUCAGUGUGGUCACCAUGCUCCCGCAGGACAACAUUUCAGACCAGGAAACACACACAGAGUAUACAGGAGCUCCAGGUACCCAGAGGUCCUGAGAUUGUCCUGAGCCUGUGCCAGCACCUGCAGCUCUGACCGUCCCCCUGGAAUACAGACCUGAUUCUGACUUGGCUCUGACUUCCAUCGCCAUCCUGGCCACAGACCGUCCUUCAGUAGGCAUAGCCAGACUGCAACCCACAAGGUGCCUGUCCUUAAGCCUGGUGCUGAGCUUGAGGGACCUGCAGUGGGAAAGCCUCAAGCCUGGAGCAGGCUCAGGAGUGGGUGUUGGGGAGUCAGCUCCACAGAGGGUGCCAGAUGGGAAGCCCGUUGAGGCCCACGGUGAGAAAGCCCCAGGCUCAGCUCCUCACUCCUCUUCCUGCCACCCUCUCACAGAGGGAGCGUCAAAACUCCAUCCCACCAAGAAAGCAGGUCUGUUCCUAGGCCGGGCCUGGAGUGGAGGCUGACGAGAAGCUCAGCUCCAGCACCCUGUUCCCCCACACACACUCUCCAGGUUCACUAGAGUGGCAGCUGAGGUGGGACACAGAGGUGACAUACCUGUAACAUGUCCUCUGCCUGCAUCCUAAUCCCCAGACUUCCUGGAGGAGAGGUGGUGGGCUAGACUAGCUGCCAAAUCCUACACCCGUGGGGGGUCAGUGGUGGAGGAAGGACAGCAGGGCUAGCUCUCCUGUCACAGCCAGUCCCAUUUAGAUUCAGCUGGGCCGCUGAGUCUCCCUUCUAAGCCAGGUAGUAGUGACUGUCAAGAUCCCUUGGGGGUAGGGCUGCUGGUUCCCACUCCCUGGGAUUUUGGUUUGGGACAUUGGGGAAGAUACAUGUGGUCCUGUCACCCAGUCAGUUCCCAGUAAAUUAGGUGUGUGGCAGAGAGAGGCAACCUCCCCACCACACACCUGAUGUAAGAGCCUCAGGGACACCCAUGGUGUCUGAGCAGGAAGUUAAUCCCUAUAUUGCCCACAUCCCCCACCUUCUUUAGGGGGCCUGUGGGAAGGGAAGUGUAUGCUUAACCAGGGAAUCCCCCCAGCUGUGGCCUCACUCUACCUACUGCUGAGUCAGAGUCCCAGGCUAGUAGUGCCCCGGACUGGCAGGUUUCCAAGAGGUGCAGCCCCCACUGGCCCUCCCCUAUCACAAACACUGUACACACACAUGCUUGCACACUCACACAUACACGCAUGCACAUACACUCGUUCCCUGGCUUUCCUGUGCAAGCCAAGAGCUGGAGAGCCUGCAGCUGGUCCCACCGUCUGUCUUCCUGAUCUCUCCCUCCUCAAGCCUUGUCAAGACAGAGUUGUGGAGGGGAGUUUUUUUUUUGGGGGGGGGAGUUGUAAACAAAAGGUUGGGGUUAAACUGUAGUGGCCAGAGUCCUCAUGAAGAGCUUAGAUGUCGAGUGGGGAACAAGGCCUGGCCAGCCUCCCAUGCAGCUGGAAGGUGCCACAGGACGGGUGGGUGAGGGCUUCACACAGGGUCCAACACACAGCAUCCUCGGGUGAGGAAAAGCUGUUAGCUUAGAGAAGCUGGCCCCAGAGGCCAAGGCCAUCAGUCUUUAAGGCCAGCCUUAACAGAUAACGAGAAAAACAACUUUAAAGAGUCCUCAAUCCACACCUCACUUGAGGAGGCAGUUCCUCCCACUCCUGUGAGCCACCAGAGUGUGGCUGGGAACCCAGCCUGGCCACCCCUCUGUCUCAUCUGUUCCACUCCAGCAAGAGACCUUCCCGGGGACACACAGAAGUCACACACCUGCCCAGGACCCUGACACCACUCAGGCCCUCUUCUCGGUCACGGUGGCCAUUUUCCCGGGGAGGGUGGCUCUCCAGGCUGCCAGUGCAAACACACAGUGAGGUGCAGGGCAGAGCCUAGGUAACUUUUGUGUGCUUUGUUCUGAGAGAAGAUCCUUUUGGCUCAGUCAUUAAAUACAGCUUGUUGACUUCUGCAAUAUUCAGUCCGGGUGUGCGCAGCUGUCUGUGUGGGCCCAGCCAGUGGGGAGCUUGAGACCGGAGGACCACCAGCCUGACCACACAGGCCAACAAAAAGAGGAUUCUUUGUCUCAUG